Messenger RNA from Ceratitis capitata (Mediterranean fruit fly), 1365 nucleotides. Its product is annotated as zinc carboxypeptidase. Gene Ontology annotation, molecular function: zinc ion binding; metallocarboxypeptidase activity. The coding region runs from base 46 to 1311 and encodes 421 amino acids. NCBI's taxonomy places the organism in Eukaryota, Metazoa, Arthropoda, Insecta, Diptera, Tephritidae. The transcript is spliced from 4 exons. The record is from RefSeq and is a predicted model, not a curated record. Gene Ontology annotation, biological process: proteolysis.
GCAGCACUUAGUUAAGCUUUAACUUUAACUGCCGUAGGGUAGAAAAUGAAAGCCUUCGUAAUUGUUUUGGCUUCCUUAGCCACGCUUCUGGCCGUUGGCGGUGCGUCGAAAGUGCGUUAUGAUAACUUCAAAGUGUUUAAAAUUCGAACAAAAAGCGUUGAACAACAGAAAUGGAUUGAGAAGUUGGCAAGUGAUUCGAAGAACUUCAAUUUAUGGCACAGCGGCAAUAAAGAGGUACACAUCAUGGUCAAUCCACAAAAACUUAUAAAUUUACAAAACUACACACGUUCCUACAGUUUGCCUAUGGAGGUAAUGGUUUCCAAUGUUCAAAGCCUUAUUGAUGGCGAGCAAAGUACGCGCUCAACUGACGAUACCAGCUCCUUUGGUUGGACUCGCUAUUAUCCACUCUCCGCAAUCGAGGCUUUCUUAGACGAUAUACUUGCCAAAUAUCCCAGCGUUACUAGUGCCAUAGAUAUUGGCACAUCUUACGAAGGACGCAAGAUUCGUGGUAUUAAAAUCUCCUACAAAGAAGGCAAUCCCGGCAUUUUCAUUGAGUCCAACAUACACGCACGUGAAUGGAUUACCUCGGCUACGGCGACUUGGUUAAUCAAUGAGCUGCUCACUUCUACGGAUGAGAAAGUACGCAAUUUGGCUGAGAACCAUGAUUGGUAUAUAGUGCCGGUCUUAAAUGUGGACGGUUUUGCCUACACCCACACAACGGAUCGCAUGUGGCGCAAGACACGCCAACCUGUUGACGGCUCUGAUUGCAUUGGCGCCGAUCCGAAUCGCAAUUAUGACUCACAUUGGAUGGAGAAUGGUGGCGCCUCCUCAAAUCCCUGCGAUGAGACUUAUGCCGGCUCGCAACCUUUCUCUGAGCCAGAGGUUAAAGCACUUGCUGAUUAUGUUGCCAGCAUUAAGGAUCGUCUCAAUAUUAUGCUCGCUUUUCAUUCGUACAGUCAGGUGUUGCUUACGCCGUAUGGUUGGACAAAGGAUCCGCCAGAAAAUAAUGAUGAUUUAAUUGCGGUCGCAAAGGCAUAUUCAGAUGCAGUUUUUGAAUUACCUUAUCAAACUAAAUAUACUUAUGGCGCAACUGCGGAUGUGAUGUAUUUUGCUUCUGGCGCUUGCAAUGAUUGGGCUUACAGUGAGCAAAACAUUUCACUCUCCUAUACAAUCGAAUUCCGUGAUACUGGCCGAUAUGGUUUUAUUCUGCCUCCAAUACAAAUUUUGCCACACUGCGAGGACACACUCACCGGUUUGUUGGCUCUGGUGGGAAAGGCCGAUGAAUUGGGUUAUCUGGCGCUCAAAUAUUAAAAAAUGUAAAAAAAAAAUAUAUAAAGUCAAAUCAAUAAAGACAUUCAAAUCGAA